CAAGUCAAUGGUUGUAUCAACUCAAUUGAAAACUAGUAAAAACGAGCCGCGUAGAAAUUUGAAUUGUGAAAAAUAGAUUUUGUUUAUUAAUUAGAUACAAAUACAUUAUCGGUUACGUACAUAUACAUAUAUACAUAUAUUUGAUUUUUAAACAUAAAAUAAAAUAUGGCCGUAGAAAAAGGAUUAAAAAGCAAAUACAUUGCAGCGCAAAGUGAACUAUUGAGUGACACACACGACCCAGUGUUUAUGGACGCCUAUAAUCGUUCUAUUUCGAAUCCGAGUGAAUUUUGGGGUGAAUUAGGGCGCUUGGUCGACUGGCAUAAGCCAUGGGAUCGUGUUAUGGAUAACAGUAAUCCACCAUUUACGAAAUGGUACAGUGGUGGUUACCUUAAUGCCUGCUAUAAUGCUUUGGACCGACAUGUGUUGAAUGGAAAUGGCAAUAAAAUUGCGCUGAUUUACGACAGUCCAUUGACGAACACUGUACGUCACGUCACUUACCAACAACUCUACGAUGAGGUUACAGUUUUUGCUGGCGGCCUCGCAAGCUUAGGUCUCCAGAAAGGCGAUCGUGUUGUUAUCUAUAUGCCUUUGAUACCUGAAGCAAUUGUUGCCAUGUUGGCCACUGUACGCCUUGGCGCUAUACAUUCUGUCGUUUUUGGUGGCUUUGCGGCGAGCGAACUAUGCUUACGAAUUGAACACGCUGAACCAAAAUUUAUACUUUCAGCUAAUUGUGGCGUCGAACCCGGCAAGGUUGUACCCUACUUAGAAAUAUUGCAUGCCGCUGUCGAAAUGUCGAAUUGGAAACCGAUUUGCAAUAUUAUUUAUAUACGUGAUAAUAUUUUGCGUAGCACGAAUUUAAAUUGGAAAACAGAUAUGCUUUGGGAAACAGUACAACAUUUGGGUGCACCGGUCGAUUGUGUGCCCGUGGAGGCUAACGAACCGUUGUAUAUACUUUAUACUUCAGGCACUACAGACAAACCGAAAGGUGUACAACGGCCAACCGGUGGUCAUUUGGUAUCACUGAUCUAUACACUGCAAAAGAUUUAUGGCAUCAAUGCGGGCGAUGUGUGGUGGGCUGCAUCGGAUGUGGGUUGGGUUGUUGGACACUCUUACAUUUGCUAUGGUCCAUUAUCGCUUGGGGCGACAAGUGUUAUGUAUGAGGGCAAACCAGAUCGUACGCCAGAUCCAGGCCAGUACUUCAGAAUAAUAGAGGAACAUCGUGUUAAUGCACUCUUUUCGGUUCCAACUGCCUUUCGUGUUAUUCGUCGUGCUGAUCCCAAUGUGAAACAUGGACAAAAAUACUCACUUAAAUCUCUGCGCUGCGUUUUCAUUGCUGGCGAGCAUUGCGAUAUGGAAACGAAAAAUUGGAUGGAACGUGUUUUUAAAGUUCCAAUAUUGAAUCAUUGGUGGCAAACAGAGUCGGGAUCACCAGUUACCUCGACGUGUGCCGGUUUCAAGCACAGUCUAAAUCCACCAAAGUAUUCAACUGGUUUGCCGUUUAUUGGUUAUAAUAUUAAGGUGCUUAAACCUAAUGGUGAAGAAUGUGAGACUUCAAAACUUGGGCGUAUUGCAUUGAAAUUGCCACUUCCACCAGGUUUUAUGUCAACACUUUACAGAAAUGACGAGCUCUUUAAGAAAACAUACUUCCAAAAGUAUCCAGGCUACUACGAUACAAUGGAUGCCGGUUAUAAGGACGAAAACGAUUAUGUAUAUGUGACGGCUCGUGAUGAUGAUGUCAUAAAUGUGGCUGGCCAUCGUAUUUCAACAUCAAGCUUGGAAGAUGCUGUUCUACGACAUCCCGAUAUCGUUGAUGCUGCUGUAUUCGGUGUGCCCGAAGCGACUAAAGGACAAGUUCCGCUUUGUCUAUAUAUACCAAAGGACGACACUCAAAAGACAACCGCCAAGUUGUGCGCAGAAAUAAUCAAAAUUAUUCGUGAUGUUGUCGGUCCUAUUGCUGCUUUUCGGUUAGUCGCGCCAGUUGAGGCUUUACCACGUACUCGUUCCGGUAAAACUAUGCGCAGAGCUAUGGCGGAUUUCGCGAAGAAUGAGCUGGUAGUAUUACCAUCCACAAUUGAGGAUCCAAGCGUUUUUGCAGGUUUAAGGCGCGCCUUACAGACUUUGGGUUAUGCGAUGAAUGCACCCGAUCCUGCAGUGACUGUUAAACAUUAUGAGAAUUAAACGUUUAGUAGAGACAACAAAGUGCAUAAUAUAACAGUUGUUAUUAUUACAACAAUGUAAGGCGAUUUUUUAUUUGUUAGUUAUCUAACUACUAUUGUAUGAAUUUGGAAUUUCUUUUCAAUAAAAGGAAUGAUGAAGUGAA
Ceratitis capitata (Mediterranean fruit fly) is the source of this 2320-nucleotide messenger RNA. Its product is annotated as acyl-CoA synthetase short-chain family member 3, mitochondrial. The record is from RefSeq and is a predicted model, not a curated record. Lineage: Eukaryota; Metazoa; Arthropoda; Insecta; Diptera; Tephritidae. Bases 166 to 2178 code for a protein of 670 amino acids. The transcript is spliced from 6 exons.